AUGAAAGAAGCGUUUGUGUCUCCUGAUCUGUCUGUGACGAUCAGAGAGAGUGCCAUUCCCGAACCUGGGCCUGCGGAAAUUCUCGUCAAGGUUAUAUGCUCCGGAUGUAAUCCCAAGGACUGGAAGUAUCCAGCCUACUCGGGCGCAACCGUGAACUCGGGCGAUGAUGUAGCCGGGGAGGUUGUGAGAGUUGGCGGUGAUGUAUACGAGUUCAGAGCCGGUGACCGAGUGGCUGGCAUGCACAUCAUGCGCACACGAGGAGGCUCUUUUGCAGAAUAUGCAAUCCUACCCGCGUCGACAACGUUUCACCUACCAAACACUGUUUCCUUUGAGGAAGCCGCAACGAUUCCACUUGCAGCUCUUACUGCCUCCGUUGCCUUAUACCACAAUUUGAGACUGCCAUAUCCGUGGGAGCAAUCAACGAAAAGGACUCCCGUGCUCAUCUACGGCGGUACCAGCGCAAUAGGGACAUUCGCCAUCAAACUUGCCCUUCGUUCAAACAUCCAUCCUCUCAUUAUAGUUGCUGGACAAAGCCGUGAUACCCUAGGCAAGCUCCUUCAGGAGUCUCAGGGAGAUGCCAUAAUCGACUACCGAGAAGGGCCCAGUGCGGUUGCAGAGAAUAUGCAAAAAGCUCUGAAGGCAGCCAACGCCGGACCUGCUUACCAUGCCUUUGACGCCAUCUCAGAGGGAGGUAGUUUUCAGACUUUGAGCAAGGUAUUAGCACCGCAAGGCCACAUAACGGUUGUUCUCCCCGAGGCCGACUAUAGCUCAAUUCCUUCGCCAAUUACAACAUCACUCACCUACGUUGGUGUUGUCCAUACUGGUGCACCGGCCUUGUCUGCCCUCAAGGGAAUAAAUUCUGUUGCAGAAGGUGAUGGGAAAGACGUGGGGUUUAUCUUCUCGAGACUGUUCGGGAGAGGUUUGGCAGAAGGGUGGUUUUCACCACAUGCACACAGAAUGGUGCCACGCGGUUUGGACGGCCUUAGCGACGCUCUUCAAAGUCUCAAGGGCGGAAAAGCAAGGGCUGUGAAGUAUAUCAUUAGGCCUCAAGAUACGGUGAAACAAUGA
Messenger RNA from Exophiala spinifera, 1068 nucleotides. RefSeq lists its product as uncharacterized. The record is from RefSeq and is a predicted model, not a curated record. Gene Ontology annotation, molecular function: oxidoreductase activity, acting on NAD(P)H. The transcript is spliced from 2 exons. NCBI's taxonomy places the organism in Eukaryota, Fungi, Ascomycota, Eurotiomycetes, Chaetothyriales, Herpotrichiellaceae. The coding region runs from base 1 to 1068 and encodes 355 amino acids.